GGGGUAUUUAAAGGGCCUGGGAGGGGAGAGAGAGUGAGGAGUGAUCAUGGCUACCUCAGAGCUGAGCUGUGAGGUGUCCGAGGAGAACUGUGAGCGCCGGGAGGCCUUCUGGGCAGAAUGGAAGGAUCUGACACUGUCCACACGGCCCGAGGAGGGCUGCUCCCUGCAUGAGGAGGACACCCAGAGACAUGAGACCUACCACCAGCAGGGGCAGUGCCAGGUGCUGGUGCAGCGCUCGCCCUGGCUGGUGAUGCGGAUGGGCAUCCUCGGCCGUGGGCUGCAGGAGUACCAGCUGCCCUACCAGCGGGUACUGCCGCUGCCCAUCUUCACCCCUGCCAAGAUGGGCGCCACCAAGGAGGAGCGCGAGGACACCCCCAUCCAGCUUCAGGAGCUGCUGGCGCUGGAGACAGCCCUGGGUGGCCAGUGUGUGGACCGCCAGGAGGUGGCUGAGAUCACAAAGCAGCUGCCCCCUGUGGUGCCUGUCAGCAAGCCCGGUGCCCUUCAUCGCUCCCUGUCCCGCUCCAUGUCCCAGGAAGCACAGAGAGGCUGAGAGGGACUGUGACUUGGGCUCCGCUGUGCCCGCCCUGGGCUGGGCCCUUCCUGGCUAGGACUGUGGAGGGGAGCUGCUGGCCAUGGCUGCUUUGUAGUUUGCCCAGAGUUGGGGGCUAGGGGAGGAGGGAGCCAGAGGCCAGGAUGCCUGAGCCCCCUGAGUUCCCAAAGGGAGGGUGGCAGAGACAGUGGGCACUAAGGGUGGAGAGUUGGGGGCCAGCACAGCUGAGGACCCUCAGCCCCAGGAGAAGGGACAGAAGGUACUGGUGAGGGCAAGAGGUGCCUGGGAGGAGUGGCCCUGAUCCAGGAAAAUGUGAAGGGAAUCUGGAACGCUCUAGGCAGAAGAAGCUGGGAGGGAGGAGGAGGUGAAAAGGGCAGAGGCAAGGAUGGUGGGGCCCCCAGCACCCUCUGUUAGUGCCGCAAUAAAUGCUCAAUCAUG
Molecule: messenger RNA, 988 nt
Organism: Gorilla gorilla gorilla (western lowland gorilla)
Lineage: Eukaryota; Metazoa; Chordata; Mammalia; Primates; Hominidae
Gene: TCAP
Product: titin-cap
Exons: 2
Coding region: 47-550 (167 amino acids)
Biological process (GO): sarcomerogenesis; cardiac myofibril assembly; skeletal muscle myosin thick filament assembly
Cellular component (GO): Z disc
Molecular function (GO): protein-macromolecule adaptor activity; structural constituent of muscle; titin Z domain binding
Source: RefSeq, a predicted model, not a curated record